AAUACACAUUUGGACAGUCUUGUCAGGCUACCAGUGAGUGUGGAGAACCUGACACAGACUGCAGCUCAGACGACAAUACGGCAAAUGUCUGUCGAUGUAAAGAUGGAUUUUAUCGUACAACUAAUCCAUGCACACCAAUUACCAGCCUAAAGGUUACCGAUCUCAGCCUGCAAUCAUCAACACUUAACUCGUUAACUGUAACCUGGCAACCACCAUUGGAUACAACACCUGAGUUUAAAUAUGUUGUGACAUGGACACCAGGUCCUGGUAGUGCUGAUGUAACCAAGGGAACCAAUAUGAAGGAAAUCACUGGUCUUCAGCCUGGAACAGAGUAUUCCAUAAACGUGACAACACACAUCACUUACAGGACACAGGAAACGGCACCACCUGUGUUAACAGCGAAAACAAGAAUCAAUUACAAUGACAAGUGCACUGAUGGUUGGGUGUGUUCUGAUCCAAAUGCUUCCUGCAGCCAAAAAACACCAAGACGAUGUCUGUGUACACAUGACUAUUUUUGGAAUGGAACGCAGUGUAUACUGGUAUUGCAUUUAACACCAGAAUCUGUCAGUGUUUCUGUAACUGGCACAAUGUCUCUGAAUGUGGUCUGGAUACCAUCCCAUAACCAUGGAAGUUUUGUGAUGAGGUACGACGUCAUGUGGUCAACGGGUAAUCAGCCGGGUGAUAAGUCGGGCAAUGGAACAUCCCAUGUCAACAACACGGCUGACAUCACCGGCCUAACACCAGGAGAACGCUACUUAGUUACUGUGAAAGCUAUCAUUGACGAUGAGGGAACAGAGAAAUUUGCUGUCAAAACAGCUGAUCCAAAAAGAACAACUCCUGACACACCGGGUCCAUACGACGACGUCAACAGCAACACAACAGCCCCAAACAUGAAACUGUACUUCUACAGAUCGAAAGGAAUUGUUAGUAACUACACCGUGACACUGACUGGAGUCUCGUCUUCCUACAAUCGGACACAAACUAUAUCUCCAUCAGGACAAAACAAUGAAUCUGUUUAUUUCAGUAAUAUAAUACCUGGAAAAUACUAUAUUCUAGAAAUCAUCGCAGUUAGUUUUGGUGUUCGAAGUGAACCCUACAUCUACAAAAAUAUCCGUGGCGCGGUUAAAGCACCUACCAGUGUUACUCAGUUUUCUGUAUCCAGCAUCACAGACCAGUCAAUGUUUGUACAGUGGAAAGGUCCAGAUAAUCCAAACGGUGUCAUAUAUGCUUAUAUUUUAACUCUACAAAUAAAACAAAACCAGAGCUGUCAACAAAAGAUUGUGUUCCGCUGCAGUGAUUGUCAAAAUAUGAGUAUGGUUGAUAAUGAUACACACUGCAGCGAUAUUCCACAGACCAUAAUCAACAAGACGAGAAGUGUUCUGAAUAAUCGUAGUGUUGAGUUCAGCCAUACAUUGACAGAUCUCCUUCCUUUCAUGCUAUACACGACGGGGGUGUUUGCCAUCAAUGAACAAGAAUACGGACCAUAUGUAAAGUUAGAGAACAUGACUGAAACAAAAGCUGCUGCAAAACCAACCGGUUUCUCUAGUUCAACGGUAACACAUUCAUCAAUAGCAUUGAUCUGGAUACCAGAAUCACCUCGGCCAGGAUUAACAAACUACACACUGACAGUUUUUGAGAAAUCAGAAAACGAUUCAAGUUCCAACAUCCAAAUACAACACAUAGAGAUACCAGGCUGGAGUAGAACCACUUACAAUGUCGCCAAUCUGUCCAGCUACUGGGAUUACAAGUUCACCUUAGUGGCGAUGACCUCUGCUGGGACGUCUGCAAAUGCAACUACAUCAUACAUCAAGACAAGUGAAUCCGCACCCAUUGCAGCAAAAGAGUUCAACGUUAACACAAUUGCAGAUAACUACACAGCCUUAAGUGUAAGCUAUCAGUGUCCGAAGCAGAAAGGUGGAAGAAAUGGAGUAAUACGGUCUUCUAACUUAACGUUCCAGUCAUUUCAGGCAAACGUUGAUGCACCUAUUAAUGGUAACAAGAUGAUUGAACCCAGUGGUAAUUGUAAAUUUAAGACAACUGUAACCAUUACUCCAGAAGUCAACUACACGUUCUCC
This is a messenger RNA of Gigantopelta aegis, 2075 nucleotides long. RefSeq lists its product as uncharacterized. The record is from RefSeq and is a predicted model, not a curated record. The transcript has 11 exons. NCBI's taxonomy places the organism in Eukaryota, Metazoa, Mollusca, Gastropoda, Neomphalida, Peltospiridae. The annotation marks the transcript as partial. Gene Ontology annotation, molecular function: protein binding.